GCCAAAGAAUACUUCACAGUUCGCUCAACCGACACCGAGUGGGGGACGGACCCGACGUCCUUGACAAUUUGGUUUAGUUUACGCGUUUAUUCCGAAGGAAUCUCGUUUCAAAGAUUACAUUUUACUAUGCACACAUUUAUGUUUUAGAAUAUAUUACUACACAAUAUAAACACGAGUGGCCACAUGGUUGACCUACGUCUGCAACUAGAUAUUUUUUGCUUUUAAUAGGUACCGACGUAACCGUCAGUGAUGCGUCCGUCUUGUGUGAUCGUAAUCGCCGAGUGCGCAGGUCGAUGUUGUCGCAAAACGGAAAUUUUCAAAUGCGUACCUAGUACCUAAGUCUGAGUACGAACGACAAGCGUAAAUUUUCGAAAAUUACAUGCUAAAUAUUGUGUUAAAGUUUCAGAAAGCGCUAUCGCCACUGCCGCCGAUCAUGGAAAAUUGGAAAAUCGUGACAGCCGCGGUGGCCGUUUUCGCUUUUUCGUUGGAAUUUCGACCGAUGGAUUCGUUUCUAACGGCCUACUUGACCAGUCCCGAAAUCCACGCCACUCUAUCUGAGGUAAUGUCGCAAUAUAUAAUGUACCUAUAGCAUUUUUUUUUUUUUAGAAAAAGCCGUUCGGCUUUAAUAUUUUCUAUUUUCGUAUUACAUUCGAUGAUGGAGUUUGAAUAAUAUUAGUUAAAAAUCGUAAUAUAAGUCAUGUCACGCAUCACUGUAAUUUCCCAAUGUAACUAACUUUUGAGAGUCGUACAUUGUUCAUUAAAACUUUGUGACUUUAACGAGUACCGACACCGACUUCAAAUUAUAUGUAACCAAUAGGAACUGAUCAGUUGUAUAGUUUUUAUAAUUAUUCUGAAUAUAAUAUAAAUUGAUAUACUCGUAGGUGCAUUUAUAAUAUCAACAACUGAGCUAAGGUCGUAAGUGGUUUACGGGGUUUCUAAAUAAUCAUAGUUUAUUUUUGUAUAUUGGAGGUACACAUUAUUACGUAACAUUAACUUUUGAAGCAUAGGUGUUGAUAAGUUAUCAUUUGUCAUUGUUUUACGAUAUUGAUAUAAAGUUUAAAUUCACCUAAAAGUCUUCCCGAAGUCUUGCGAAUUGUAAUAAAAUAUACAAAAUUUUCUGCGAGAAAGUUUCUAUUAAUUGUUUAAUUGGAUCGUGACUUUUCGUCGAAAAGUCGUUUACAGAUAGAAAACAAUACAAAAUACAAGAAUUAUUUUUACUGACUUUUGAUAUCGUUGUGUGACAGUAAAAUAUUCAAUUCAGCGGACUCAAGUAAGUUUAAGGGAAACGUGUACAUCGUCAAACUAAUUUUGAAGGGGUCGAACCCUCUGGCUACGUGCCUGUUACCCCAGUAAAUAUAAAGCGAGGGAACGGAAAAGCGGUUAUCACUGCAAAACUACAAUUAUAUAUAUUUUAUGAGCCAAGUUAUAAAAUAAUAAUUUGGGAUAAUUUAUUAGACAAUAUUAUUUUGGGUGAUGCCUACAAAAUAUUAUGUAGACGCUUUUGUGAAAUGCAAGAGCCAAAUCAAAUUUGUUUAGUCACACAUUUAUCAUAGCCAAUUAUAUUAUACGUAAUCGACGAUUCUUUCUAAAGUAUAUUUAUUUUUUUUUGUUUGUUUGUAUAAAAAAACGAGAUUAGGGUUUUCAUCGGUAUGUCUAUUCCCCUCAACAAGCAAUAAUGUUAAUUUUUUUAUUUUAUCAAUGAACAGCCAAUUACGUCAUAGAAACAACUACGGUGACGAUUUACGAAAUAUUCACUAAGUUUUAUGAUGAUUAUACACAAAAUAAUAUAGUAACAAUAACAGCUGACUUGUAGCGUCUGCUCGAAAUCACAUUUGAGUUAUUUCGUUGUAUGUAUUUAAGUUUUUUUUCAUACGUUUAAGUUUUGUGGACUACUUUUUUUCCUCGUACUUCACGGUAUAAUGUUCUACAAAAUUGUAAACGACUAUCGUCUAGUCAAAAACGGUUUACGACGGAAACAAUAUGGUUAAGCUGCCAUAUAUUUUGUAAUAAAACAAAUCGUGACAGUUAGGUUAAAAUGAUCAUUGAUCAAUCUGCAAACGCGUAGUCAUAUAUUCUUUUUUGUGUUUUUAAACGCUCUUUGAAAAAUUAUAGAAUCCAUAAUAUUAUAAUAUGUUUUAAGUUUUCCAUAAGAUACCGGUAACAUAGACGACGAUUUUAGUCAUUUUUUCCCUGUCCAACUAGUCAGAAUUACAAAAACAAUUGGAAAUUGCCAUUCGAGAUGUUAUCGGAUCUUCGUCUGUAUAUACUAAAACCGUUAAGACAUCUGAACGCUAUAAAUCUAAAACAACCGAUUUAAAUGUACUAUUAUUUAUACCUACUUUGAAACCGCGAAAAUCGUCGCGUUUCACUAAAUUGCAAACUGCGCUGUCCGGAUGACAAAAAAUCAAUUUUGGCUUAUGCGGCGUGUUGGAUAAAAAAACCCCGUGUUAUACAAAUAACAUUAAAACACCCGAUCGUAUACGACAAAGUGAAAUAUUCUACGUCUGAGACAGAUCGACAUCGUGAUUGUGACUGAGAAAAAUCGAUUUCGUCACGAAUUCAAGACAUAACUAAUAGUAUUCUGUCGUAGAAUAUUAAUGCGCGUUAAAAAAAAAAAAAAAAAACCCCUACGUAAAUACGAAUAAAUUUGCGUGAAUUUAUUGUUACUCGGCGCCGUGCUUUAUUUGAAUAGUUUUAGUUUUGCGGACCGUUUAUUAUAUCGACGUUCAUAUUGAAAUAAAAAUAUCUAUCUCUUCUAUCGUUUCAUUUUUUUCUUGUUGAACAGAAAGAGUUUCUCAAACAGAAUAUUGCUGUUAAAAUAAUAAUGCUCGAUGGACAAAAAUAUUUAAUAUAUUUCGCAUGUUAUACAAAAACGUAUACUGUUUUGCAAUGUUUUUAACGCACGAUGUGCAAUGAAUUUGUAAUAUAUUUUUAACGCCAAAUAAAAUCUAGGUGUUUAUUUUUUUAUCGAAAUAUCCCCGAAAAUAGGAACUAUUGCACCAUAUCAUGUCUGUUAUAUAUAUAUAUAUAUAUAUAUUUAAAUAUUAUAUUUAUUAUAUUUAUGUUUUUACAUUUUUGGUAGCUCUUUCUGUAUUAAAGUGCUCAAAUCAGAAAAAUUUAAGAAUUUUUUUAGGUGGAUUGAGUUGAUAAAAUAUUGGUUGAAUUUCAACACAAACUUCAUCAUAUUUUUACGGUAAUAAAGUGUUUUUUUUAACGUUAACCCUACAGAUCACCCAAAUAAAUACGAGGGAUGAAAUUUUGUGUAUGUAUUUACUCAGAUUUCAUAUUUAUGAAAGAGAGUUCUAUAUACACGUGCAGACUCAAGUAAUAGCAAAUAACUUGGUUAAAAAAUAUGUAAAUAAAAAGAAUCGUUGUCGACAAUGUGUCUUGAGAAAGUUUGAAUUUCCGAAUCCCAACCAUACCCUCUGUUUGUAAUACAAGAUAUACAAACUUUGUUUAUCUUACCAAAAGUUUUUAGAACUACUUAACCUAUUUUGAAAAAAAACUUUUUUAUUCCAAUUCUUAUCAUUACAAAAAAACAAAUAAUAAUAAUAAUAAACAUGAAAUAUUGUUACAGCAACAAGUUAGCUAGGGGAAAUGUUGGUUUAAAAAAGCAGUAUAAUUUUGUAAAUUUAACUCAUUUCCAAUUUAGACUUACAAAAAAAAUGGACCAAUAUAACAGAAAGAAAGAGCUUCAGAGAUCAACAUUUUUAGAAAAAGCUAACAGUUUAAAUUUUCAAAUCCUAAAUAAUCUAAAUAAAUAGAUAUAAUUGGCGAAUAUUGGCUAUUCCUUUCCAAAAUUAUUUGUACUGGCUAACUCAUUGGCGUAACCAGAGAAGUUUUAACCCCCACCCCCUCAAAGUAGAGUUUUUUUUAUGAAUUACACGUACUUUAUAGUUGCAUAAUUUACACCUUCUAAAACUUUAAACAUUACAUUGUAAUUUUGAGUAUAUUUGCACAUAAACUAUUAAAUAAUUUAUUAUUCUAAAAAUAAGUUCAGCAAUUUAUAUGAAUUUCGUACUACCUUUUCCCUUCUCCCCAAAAAUGAAUCCUGGUUUUACCACUAGAGCAACUUAAGGUAGGGUAUGAAGGACGCGUAAUCUAUAUAUAAUUUACUCGCCAUCAUUUACUCAUAUCAUUCUCAAUUGCAACCAAUCACCUUUAACUGCCUAUAUUCAUCAAUGUUUGUUAUCAUUACAAUUCUUAGUGUUUAUGAUUUUUUUCUUCCCAUGACAUGCCCAAACCAUCUCGUUCAGUCUAUUUACUCUUUCUAUCAAAACCACGCAUCAGCUGCAUAUUAUAAUUCCUUAUCCUAUCUUUUCUCGUCACUCCACUCAUCCACCUAAGCUUUCUUAUCUCUCUUAUCGCCCAAUACUCCGAACCAUACAAAAUAGCCUGUCCCAUCACACUCUAAUAGAACUUAACUUCAUCCGACAAAAAAUAAAUCUAUUUAUAAUCUAACGUUAAGUCCAUAGUUAUUAACAUAAUAUUUUUGUUUUUUUUUUUUUAUAAUUACUUUUCUUGCAUCAAGCCACAUAUAUUUUAAAACGAUAAAACAACCGAAAAUAAAAUAACGUUAUUAUUGUAGAUUUUCCUGUUUUUCAUACAGUUUUCCCUGAUUAUUAAGAAAACUACAAGGAAAAUAAAAAAAAAAGAUACGGACAUACUUUGCACGGUGGAUGGGCCAGUAUUAUGUAUGAGAAGUUAGGAGGGUAGGAUAUAGGAGAAAAUAGAAUGUAGAUCUGAACACAACGAUUAAUCUUUGCUAACGAAAAACGAUUAUGAACGGGGCUUAGUUACACAUGUUUUGAAAGACCGUAAAUAUUUAAAAUAUUUACAAAUUGAAAAUAAUACAUUCCAUAAAUUUUCCCGAUUUUCCUGGUUUUUCACAUUUAUUUAAAAAUGAUAUAAAAUAGUACAAAAAAAUAUAAAAUGAUGUAAUUAUGAUAUUUGUAUUGAGAUAAAAAUUUAAUUGUGACGGACGAAUUAGUGAGGGGUUUUUUUUUGAGAUAUCUUAUGGGCUGGCGAAAUAUUUCGUCCCUCUUCUCAAAAACUGAAAUGAUGCCACUGUUCUGGAUCGUCCCUACAUAUAGUAUUAGAAUGGUUCUUAUUUAGAUGAUGACGGAAUUUUCGUUUUUACGCCUCCUAAAAUUUAUUAUUAAAACAAAAGUAAAUAUUAAACCAUAUUUGAGCUUCAUGGGACAAUUUUUAAGUCCCCUUUUUAACGAUGUAAAGUGUCCCAUAUAAAAUACGUGUGUUGUUUUCGUUUAUUCUGAGUUUUGUUUAUACAUAAGGCAUAUAUAGCAAUAUUGGUGACGAAUAAGUCCCUAAUAUGCAUAAUAUAUUAUGGUAUAAGUUAAUAAUAUACUGAAAAUCACGAUAAAUCACUGGAAUCGAAAAAAAAACAUUUGAAGUUCAGCAAACAUGUACGGUAUUAAUACUAGAGUAUAAUAUUAGUCGUGUUUUUUUCACUUACAGUAAAAAAGAAAACAUUAAUAAAUAAAAAAUAUAUUAUAGAUAACUAAUAUAAGUAUUAGUAUAUGCCUUGAUCGAAUGUUUUUUUUUUUAAUUUUUUAAUUUUGACUUAACUUAAUUUCUCUUGAUUUUCACUAUUAAUUAUUUAUUAACCUAAUCUAACCAUAACAGUUUUUCUCGGGAGAAAAUGAUGUACGUAUAAAAAAAAUUAUUUUAUUCCGUUUUCAAUAAAGACACUAACCGUCCAUUACAGAAAACAAUGGCUAAUGAUUUUUUUUUUCGCAAAUUCAUUGAUACUUGAAAACUGUUGAACGUAUACGUAGUAUACCUACUCGCGAUUUAAAAACAAAUUUUAAGAAAGAAAGAAUACGGUGUGUAUGGGAUGUACACUAAAUGAACAUCACUAACUAUAACGCGGAUCACGGAUACAGUGAUUAGUUAUCAGUCUGGUCAUUAUUGUUGUACUUGCAGGUCUCGGACGUAUUGACGCCGAUUAGGAUCCAAUUCGGAGUGAUCGGCACGUUUCUGGUAUUCCUGCUGGCUGACUAUUUACGAUACAAGCCAAUCAUGAUUUUCAACGGUACACUGGGCAUGUUAGCGUACGCCUGUCUAAUGGGCUCUCCAACGAUAUUUCGCUUAAAGGUAUCAUAUAGGUACAGACAUAUUGUUAAUAAAUAAUAAUUAUUAGUUAAUUUUUUUAGUUGUUAGCAAUAUUUGGUUAUUAUGGUAAUAGUUUUAAGAUUUUAUCUAUAAUAUAUAUAUUUUUUUAAACUUCAGGUGUACAAACAUAGAAUAUUUGAGCAAAUUAUACAUUAUUUAGUUUUUCCAAGGUAUAGGUACGCGUAAUUAUUAUUGAAGAUGAUCAAUUCUCGAUAUAAAAAACUUUUUUUCGAAAAAUAAAUUGACAAUUUUCACUAUUUCUGUUUUUUGUUUUUUGUUUUUUUUUUUUUUUGACAAUUUAUGAAACAAGCAGUUCCAGAAUAUUUUAUAACCGUUACAUUUUCUCGCCCUUAUCGUUGUGAGUGAAUCCACACUACCCACGUUUGAUUUUCAAAUAACAACUAAUAUCAAAUAUGCAUGAAAAUCAAAAUGUAUUUAAACUAAAACUUCACCUAUUUAUGAAAUUUGUAAUUUAAGUUGCUGUUUUAAAAUCAAAAAUGAAAACAAAAACAGAAAAUAAUGAUAAUGAUGAUGCAACAUUUCAGAACUGCUUGUUUUUUAAAUUUUCCAAAAUAAUUCCGAAAACAUAUCAAUACAUUCCGAGAUAAUGAUUGCAUUUUUAUCGAUCACACCGUAUGUUCUUAACUCGAUUUAACAUGACCAUAAUAUGAUUUUACUGUUCUGUGUACCUAUAUUAAUUAUGACGUCAUGUACGACAGGUGGUCGAGGUUUGCCUAUCGCUAUUCACGUGUGCCGAGGUGUCGUAUUACGGUUAUCUGUUCGCCAAGAUCAAAGAAAAGGAACAAUAUCAAACAGCGACGGGAUGCGCAAAAGCCGGUAUGCUGAGUGGCAAGUUCGCGUCCGGUAUUCUCGGUCAAGCGGUCGUGUACUUCAAUAACCACGACUACUCCACGCUGCCGUAUUACAGUUUCACUAGUACGGUUUAUUUUUUUUAAAAAUACUAUAAAAUAAACGUCUCCCGUUAUCUAUUCAUAACUAUAAUAGAUACAACGUGUAGCGUGUGUGGCGUUUUGUCUAGAAACUUUAAAAUUUUGCACAGAGAUUCCUUUUAAAACAUAAAAACAGAUAAGAAAGGAUUUUUCAAAAUUCAAGGAGUUAAAAAAGGUUAUCAAAAUUAGUGUGAAGUUCCGUUAAAAAUACGUAUAAUAACCAAAAUCUUCGAGUAAAGAAUCGAUUAAAUAAAUAGUUAACAAAUGAUUGGUAUAUUUCUAAUGCCGUGAAGAUUAGAUAACUUUUAGAGAGCAUAUAUAAGAAGUGUAUAAUCACGGGGGAAAAUCAAUAAUAUACUUUUAAGUUUAUAAUCAAAUAGAAGAAAAGGACUGAUAUUAGUAGAUAUAAAUAAAAAGAUGAUCAAUGACUAUAUACUAUCAAUACUAUCGUAUUAACAUACGAUAUAAUAUAGUACAUGAACAAUAGAUUUUAGUUUUUUAAAUUAAGAAGAAAGGAUGGAAAAUAAAUAUAGCCGAGGUAAUCGUAUUAACUUAGAGUUUUGCAUUGUGAUCGUGUGGAAGAAAAUUUUAAGAUUUAACUGCUGGACUAUGCGUGCACGAAGUCGUGAGUAACAACAAGAAAUAUGUAGAAUUAUAAUAUGUAAUAACAUAUACCUAUUAUCCUGAAGAAGCGCUCGUCGUGUAUGACAAGACAUAAAAACGAAUGUUGGAAGUAUCCAUUAAAAACCAAAAGCGGUUCCUGUAUUAAGGAUGUAAGUCUACAAUAGUUGUAUGUAACACCCCAACCUUUCGGGAAUAACGGUCAUUUAAUCGACAGAUACCUAUUGAAAUCUAACAAAUUUUGUAAAAGGAAUCCAAAAUCUUGAAACUAGCUUAGCUGCAAUUGGAAAAGAAACCCUCCCUUAUUCUUAAACUCAUUCCUAGAUUCGGAAGUCACGAUAAUGUAGUGUGAAUACGAUUUUGGGGCGUUUUAUAUUUUCAUGGGGCGUUGAUGAAGAGAGUUCCAAGUCCGGGAGGAUAUCCUCUUACAGGGUACUUAAGGAUGUCAAUCGAUCGACCGAGGUCGAAUUGUAUUUAAUUAUCAUCGUAAAUUAUGACAAAAUCGUAUAAUAUUAUGUUUUUCUAUACAGGCAUGACUUUUGUAACCGUAUGGGGGUUCUUAUUGCCGUCCGUCAGACACAGCCAAUACUUUCACGCAGAAGAACAAGUGAUUGCUACCACCACCGGAACCGUUGCCGACGAUUCAAGUGCGGAAUAUUUCUCGAAAAAGGCGAUCCAAGACCCGAAUAUUCCCAAAUACAUCGUGGAAAAAGACGACCGGCAACAAAACGUGAGCUUUCUAAAUUUUAUAACUGUUUGCAAAUAUUUAGUAUAAAAUUUGUAUACAAUUUUGCUAAACUUGUAAGGGAUUGAUUUUUGUCUUACAAAAACAAAAAAUUUAUAAAGGAGAAAUACUUUCCAAAUUGAAUGUUAAAAUGUUCUUGCAAGAAAAAAAAACAUGGAAUUUCGUUUCUGGAAGUAUUAGGGCUAGAAAAACAUAGUUAGUUCCAAAAAUAUUCUUAUGCCCGGUACUUAAUAUUUUAAAAAUUACGAUUUGUAAAUCGAAAUUCCCUGAUUUCUUAUUUUUUUCAUGACUAUGUAUAAACCAUAUUUAAAUUACGUUUAGGUGGACCAGACGAUUGCAGUGGCCACAAACCCAUUCAAACGGAUUUAUGAAGACUUCAAAUAUUCAUACAAAGACACAGAGGUUUUGUGGUGGUCUUUCUGGCACAUCGUAGGCCUGUUCGGAUAUGCUCAGGUACAAUUCCUAAUAUUAAUGUGCUCCCACCGAGUAAACACAAUAAAAAUUUCGAUUCUCAAUUUGUAAUGAUUUUUUCCCCAGAUAAUUUUAUAUAUAAACGUUUUGUAUACGUACGAAAUGGACGUGUCGGACGAUAAAAACACAUUGUACAACGGUUUAGUUGAUUCGAUCGCCACAAUGAGCGGUGAGUUUAUUUGUUUCUUUUCAAGUCCGCCUAGAUGAUUAGCGUGAAGACAAGUUUGAUGCAUAUAGUUUUUAAUAAAUACUUAUUUAUAUAUUAUUGACUUCUAAUGUUAAUAUUAUUAUGUUUAUACAGCUGCAAUUUGUGCGUACAAAAUCGGCAAGGCGAACGUCGACUGGACUCGACGUGGUGACAUGUUUUUGGCAAUAAGUUCCUUAACGCUCGGGCUGACCAUGUGCCUUUGUUACUUUUUCAAAAACAUAUUUCUAGUAUACGCCAUGUUUAUCUUCUAUGACACACUGGUGGAAUCCACGUUCGUCAUCGUCAUGUGAGUAUUUCGAUUGUCAAUAUAUGGUUUUUCGUGUUGUUCAGAUCUCGGUCAUCUAGAAAACCGCGACUAUUGCCGCUUUAUCAUUUGCAAGGUUUAAAUUAUGUGUAUCAUAAGUAAACCCUAUAAGAGGCACAGGGAUAACUAGGAGAGGGGGUGUAAAGAAGAACACCCUCCUAGCCCCCCAGUCUCCAAUUUAUUUAGCCCUCCUAAAAAGGCUAGCUGACUACAAAUAACUUCUACUGACUUCUAAUAAUUUCAGAAAAAUUUAAAAAAAGUAUUAUUUUUUUAUACAAAAUAAUAACUUGAUAAAAAUUGAUAUUUUAGAUUCAGAGCGGAGGAAUAUAUUGGGUGUGCUACAAUGAUGUUUGUUUUUUUUUUUAUAUUUUUUCAUAUAAGUAACAGAAAACCAUUCCUUACGAAAAAACGAUUCUGAGCGGAGUUCAGUAGAUAAUGAUGUUUUGUCAACAAUAUAUGUUAUAUUAUAGUAAAAUAAUUAAAUAGGUAUUAUACAUUUUCUUUAAAAAUAUUUGUUUAAUGUUGUACUGAUGUUAUGAAAUGUAUAUGACACGAAAUAAAAAUUAACAUAAAUAGUCAUUAAAUAAACUUUAUUAAAACUAUAGAACGAAGUCCAGCAGCAUCGCCACAUGGACUUCCCUUCAUUUUCUCUUUCUACUCCUUUUAUAAGCGUACAAUAUUAAUAAUUUACCCUACUUCUUAAAUACUACCUAGAUACUAUUUAUUAUUAAAAUUUCUUAAUGCUUACGAACUGUAUUACCAUUACACAGUGUGACAUUGACACUCCACAUAUACUACAAAAGGCUAUCUGAUUAUUAAUUUCAUUUCGGAUAUUUUCUAAUUUUUUCCCCGUUAUUUUUCCAUUUAUUCGGAAAAUUUCUGGGAAAUCUUCAUUUGAGGUACUUUUAGACCUCCCAAAAGUACCACUCCACAGUCAGAUUUCCUUUCGGAAAAAAAGCUUUACUUAAAAAUUGGAGCAAAGUUGCUGGUAGAAUUGUCCAUAGAAAAAAUAAAAAUAAAAAUAUUAUUAUCAUUGUAAAAUUUAAAAUACAUUCAAGGCUCCGAUUAGAACUAAAAAUUAAUAUGUAACCGAGAAGAUAACUGGUGAUGUACUAACAAAAUUCGAAUAACACGUCAUUUGCUAUUUAAGGUUUCCAAGCACUACAUAUUCUAAAAAAUAAAAUUAUAACAUCAAACGAUCCCACAUACAUAUUUCAUUAUCGUUAUCAACAAUUUAUGUACAUUUUGAUCAGGUGACAAAAGCGAUUGCGUACUCUGAAAGCAACCAUUGUAUUAGCGCACACUGCGUAGUGUGCAUUAUUGGGACUUGGCACCGACCUUUGGACAAAAUAUCCAUGCCAAUAAUUUAAAGCCACGGUUCGGAUAAAUCAUCGGGAAAUAUGGUUUAAAUUCAACAACAUUUUCACUGUGUGAACUGUAUACUAUAUAUUAUAUAGUUAGGUAUUAAGUCGUAUAUAUACACAAUCGGCAAGAUAAUUCGCCGUUAAAUGAAUUAAAAUAUACUGAUUCUAAAUAAUAAAGAAUUUUUACUGUUUAAAAUAGUAUCCAGUUCUUAGUACACAAUUAACAAUAAUUGUGCACUGUUGUGCAGUACUGACAACUAUAUUGCUAUAAACGUUUUAAUAAGUACUCUGACCCGUUUUCUCCGUUUCAGAUCGCAAAUCGCCAAAAGACUGAGAAACGACUGUUACACGUUAAUCUUAGGAUUCAACGCGUUCGUGGCCGUCGUGCUCUGCACGUUAUCGUCCACCUUUCUAACGGCAAUCCGAUUAUCUAUACCCGCAAAGGUAACCUAUACCAAAUGACUACAUAAUAGUACUAUAAUAUUGUGACUAAUGCCGAAAUAAAACAUCUUUUCGGCGAAGAGUAUAUAAUCAAUUAAAAGGAAACUAAUUGACUGCCCAUGGCACGCACAAAAAUCGAAUUGCAAUAUAAUAGACGCUCUUAAAUGGAAAUCGAAAGGUAAAAGACUACAGUAAAAAAGAAUAGAUAAAUACGCAAAACCAUGAUAUCCCAGAUACUUUAUUCGAUAAUUCGAAAGAAACGGCAAGCAAUAAAAUAAAGGUCCUUCGCCUUCAAUAUAUCCAGGUACACGUUUUUAUGCGAUGAUCCCGCGAUAGGAAUUAAUGUACACUUCUGCCCUUUCCACUUGUGUGCUUCACAUUAAUUACAAUUUACUUUCUGAAACCAAGUGAUGACUAGUUCGUAAGAUUGAAUGAUGAUGUUCUUGAAAAUUUAAGUAAAAAUAUAAACACGAUAUGAAAGCAUGUGGAGUAAAUGGGCGAGAAUUCAUAAUAGAAUAUGGAUAAGCAUUUUAAUAGCAAGGAUAAAAGUAACCGACCGAAAUUAUUCUUGGUUUUAAGAUAAACUAGAAUUCGCUGUGUAAGUCAACUCAGGUUAACUAUACGCACUAUACAAUGGAUAAUACUGUACCUACAUAAUAUAGUACUUUAUGGUAGUGUUAACAUAAUGGUGAUCGGAAUUAAACCUGGUGUUAUAUAGGUACUGACUUGUUGGGUGUUGUUACAGUUUUUGGCGUACGGCGGUACAUACGUGACUCUCGGUAUCAUUUACGGGUGUGCAGCCGUUUACAAGCGAAACACUGCGGUCGUUGUGUCCAGAAGACGCUUUCAUCGGAUACCCUGAUUGUCACGGGUCAACCGAAAACUACACCUUCAGUCUCCGUGUCGUAAUAAUAAUAUAUUAUACUGCGUGACGUGCGUAUAUCUACAAAUAGUACAAAUUCAAUAUAUAAAAUAUACCGCUUCUUUCAAUAUUUCCGUCUGUGUUUUCAAAUCACCUUCUAAACGCUCCUUUUACUCGUUUUCUGAGCUAUGCUAAUGAAGAAUUAUCGUUUAUGUUUUAAUUUAAUUAAUUAGUUAACAAUUAAAUUGUCUUAAGCAUUUGUCUUUUAGUUUUUUGAAUUCUGAACGGAGCGAGGAAUGUAUUUAUUAUUUUUUUUUUUUUAUUGCUUUCUUGGGUAUAAUUCUCAAUAUUUUUAAUAUGUUACUGUGUGUUAUAUAUGAU
Molecule: messenger RNA, 12482 nt
Organism: Cinara cedri
Lineage: Eukaryota; Metazoa; Arthropoda; Insecta; Hemiptera; Aphididae
Source: the annotation of a GenBank genome assembly